Chaetomium globosum CBS 148.51 is the source of this 1662-nucleotide messenger RNA. RefSeq lists its product as uncharacterized. Gene Ontology annotation, biological process: microtubule-based movement. Gene Ontology annotation, molecular function: ATP binding; ATP hydrolysis activity; microtubule binding. The transcript is spliced from 5 exons. The record is from RefSeq and is a predicted model, not a curated record. The coding region runs from base 1 to 1662 and encodes 553 amino acids. Lineage: Eukaryota; Fungi; Ascomycota; Sordariomycetes; Sordariales; Chaetomiaceae. Gene Ontology annotation, cellular component: centrosome; microtubule; kinesin complex.
AUGGAGCAAUACAUCCUCAACAACGUCGCCCGCUACGAAAAGCUCGUUGCUGAGUUUAGACCGACGACAUCAGGCCCCAAAGAGAGCGAUAAAACCGAGACGAACCCGGAGAUUGUGGUGAGCGCGAGGGUUCGGCCGAUGCUGGAUGAUGAGCUCGCCCAAGGCUUCCCUGUUGGCGUUUACAUCCGUGAUGGCACCAGCAUUGUCGACUUGCACGAGAUACAACAACCCGUGAGAGGGCCCGCGAGAAUCAGGUCUUUCGAUUACUCGGUGGACAGGAUGUAUGGCCCGGAUGCCACGACUGGCCAUCUCUACAAGGAUUUGGUCCAUCCGCUGGUCCCUUGGGCCUGGGGUGGGGGCAUUGGGACCAUGUUUGCAUACGGUCAAACCGCGUCUGGCAAGACUCUGACAGUCAGCGGUCUGCAGCGGCACGUGGCCGAGACUCUGAUGGAUGGGUCGUUGGACGGCGAGAGGAAGAUCUCUAUGUCUAUUAUUGAGCUGGCGGGCCAAACGGCAUAUGAUCUCCUCAACGACCGCAAGCAAAUCUCCAUCCUCGAGGACUCGUUCGGCGUCACCCAGAUGGUCGGAGCCUUGGAGCACCAUGUGACCGACAAGGACACGCUCCUCAGGUACAUCGAUGCCGCCGCCGCCCUGCGCAGCACCACGCCGACUCUCAGGAACGACAACUCGUCGCGCUCGCACGCUAUCUGCCGCAUUCGCUUCGAGAACCCUCAACUCCCCAACGCCAAAGACGGUCUUCUUUACCUGAUCGACUUGGCAGGUUCCGAAGCCGCCCGCGACAAGAGCACUUUGACCAAGACGCUGAAACACAUCUUCGACCCGACCAGCACCCGCAGCUGCAAGACGGUCGUCGUGGCCUGCGUCAACCCUUGCCUGGCCGACCUCGGCGCCAGCAAGAACACCAUGCGCUACGCCGAGAUGCUGCGCGUGCCCAUGCCCAAGGCACAGCCCCUGGAAUACACCCCUGCCAUGCCCGCGACCUGGAACAACGACCAACUCCGCAACUGGAUCCAACACAACUCCGGUACGCCCCCCAUCAACGCCCUCAUCCUCGCCCCAUCCGAGAACGGCCCGCAGCUCCUGCGCCUGCCUGUCCCCGAGUUUGUCACGCGCUGCCUCAAGACGGCCGGCGUCUCGGUCGAUCAGGCCCGCGCCUUCAACACCAAACUCUGGAAGCUGCACAUCGACUCGCAGCGCAACGCCGCCAAGCCGGGGUUGCCUGCCGCCGCCAAAUCAGCCGGAAUGGCAGCGGCGGCGGCGCCCUCCCGUCUAGAGCUGCUCGACUCCAGCGUUGAUCCGGAGCCGGACGCACGUCACAUCCCGUUCAAGGAGCGCAUCCGCCCGGGCAUGGUGGUGCGCUGGAACCCGCCGCCGGAGUAUGAGUCUUUUAGGGUGUAUGGGAUAGGUCAUGCAAUGAUUAUGUGCCCGGUGCAGGCGGCAGGGGAGAGGGCGAGGGAUGUGAGGGGUGAACCGGUUAGUGGUAUGGAGGGCUAUCUGUGCGCGGCGGUCAUGCCUGAUGUGGCGUCAGGCUCGUUCGGGGUUAAGUUGUGGCGGCAGGUUGUGGUGAAGGUGGAGGAGAUGCAGGCCGAGAUCGCGCUGGAGUGGGAUGACGCCAGCCGGUACUACUAUAUGGGCGUUUAA